AUGGACCAAUUAAUCGCUUAUCUCCCCGAGUCUGAAGGAGGCCUUCUGACCAGAUGGCUUUUCUUCGUAUCGGUCGUCUCUGCUCUUAACAGUGUGCAAGCCUACAUUUCGCCAAACUAUACUUCCAUGCUCUACAGUAAUGGCACGGUCCCCGCAAGCCCGCUCUCCGGCCGCGUCUUCGGAACCUGGACUUUCCUCUCUGCAGUCAUUCGCCUUACUGCCGCUUACAACAUCACAAACCCUGUCGCAUACAACCUUGGUAUGUGGACGUACGGCAUUGCGCUGUCGCACUUCGUUGGCGAGCUCUUCUUGGGUAAUGCAUCGCUCAAGGGCCGAUUCUUGAAUCCUUUGAUUGUUGCGUCGGGUUCGCUGGCUUGGAUGUUCACCCAGCGUGCAGCGUACUUGGGUUAA
Molecule: messenger RNA, 411 nt
Organism: Penicillium vulpinum
Lineage: Eukaryota; Fungi; Ascomycota; Eurotiomycetes; Eurotiales; Aspergillaceae
Product: Erg28 family protein
Exons: 2
Coding region: 1-411 (136 amino acids)
Cellular component (GO): membrane; endoplasmic reticulum
Molecular function (GO): protein-macromolecule adaptor activity
Source: RefSeq, a predicted model, not a curated record